UGUACAACCGCAGUAAUCCUCCUUCCUACAAUUCUUCUCUAUAAAUUUUCAGGCUAAUCUCCUCUCGAUAUUUGUAUCUCCCUUUCCACUUUCUUUCCUAUCCCAGAGACUUCUGUCCUUGGCAAAAAUCACAAAUUCCUUCCAUAAAAAUGGAUCGAUAUCUCUGUUUGUUUUUGUUCUUGUUCCUGACCUUGUUUGUGGAGAUGAGAGGGGGCCGAGAUGAGUGCAUGGCAUCACAUCGUUGUGGCGACCAGGGUCCACUCAUCCAGUUCCCUUUCCGUCUAAAAGACCAGCCAUGCCACUGUGGAUACCCGGGAUUUGAGUUAUCUUGCACUGAGAAUAAUCAGACCAUGCUAGAGCUGCCAGUUUCGGUAAAGCUCUUGGUGAAGAAUAUAACUUACAAAUCCCGGGAAAUCUUUGUCCAGGACCCGUAUAAUUGCCUUGCGAGACAGCUUGGAAAUCUCAAUUUAGCUGCCUUCCCCUUCCCGUUCAAAUUUGAGAAGGGCUUCGUCACCUUCUUCAAUUGUUCCUCAGAUAAAACAGAUCCAUAUAAUUUGUUUCAGUCCAUCCCUUGCCUUUCUAUCCCUGGUAACCUAGUUUAUGCUGUUGAGUCCUCCGAACUUGUCCAAUAUUUGAACCUAUCCUCUUGCCGCAGGCUUUACAGCGCUUCAGCUCCAGGUAAACAACAUUAUGGGGAUUAUAUAUUCAAUGGAAGUGCGUUUUCUUUAAAGUGGUCAAAGUCAAAAAUAUGCAGAUUGAAGAAGUGUAAUAGCAGAGAAACUGAAUGUAUUAAAGGUGUAUCGAAGAAAAUAAUUGUGACAGGUAAUAUUCUAUUUAUACAUAUUUUAUUAUAGAGAUAAAGAUUCUUAAUUUGGUUAUUUUACCUAUUUAUUUAAAUAAAAAGUUUAAGUUUUCUUCUUUUUA
Vitis vinifera (wine grape) is the source of this 924-nucleotide messenger RNA. Its product is annotated as putative RING-H2 finger protein ATL21C. Gene Ontology annotation, molecular function: polysaccharide binding. The coding region runs from base 150 to 854 and encodes 234 amino acids. The record is from RefSeq and is a predicted model, not a curated record. NCBI's taxonomy places the organism in Eukaryota, Viridiplantae, Streptophyta, Magnoliopsida, Vitales, Vitaceae. The transcript is spliced from 2 exons.